GCGGGCCCGCGGCUCGGGCGGCUCCGGCUCGGGCUCGCGCUCCAUCGCUGCCGGCGCCCUCGGGGCUGUAUCGCCGCCCGGCUUGGCCCGGCUCACAGGGCAGGGCCGUGGCGCCGGCACCCAGGGCGCUGGCGCGGCCGUGAGCCGGCGUGUCCGCGAGGGCGGCGGGGCCGCGGGGUCGGGGCGCGGCGCGCGGGCGCAGGUCUAUGUCGCGGGCAGCGGCGGCGGCGGCGGCCGCGCAGGGACGAUGCGCGAGUACAAAGUGGUGGUGCUGGGCUCGGGCGGGGUAGGCAAAUCCGCCCUGACCGUGCAGUUCGUGACCGGCACCUUCAUCGAGAAAUACGACCCCACCAUCGAGGACUUCUACCGCAAGGAGAUCGAGGUGGACUCGUCGCCGUCGGUGCUGGAGAUCCUAGACACGGCCGGCACCGAGCAGUUCGCGUCCAUGCGGGACCUGUACAUCAAGAACGGCCAGGGCUUCAUCCUGGUCUACAGCCUGGUCAACCAGCAGAGCUUCCAGGACAUCAAGCCCAUGCGGGACCAGAUCAUCCGCGUGAAGCGGUAUGAGAAGGUGCCAGUCAUCCUGGUGGGGAACAAGGUGGACCUGGAGAGUGAGCGAGAGGUGUCCUCCAGUGAAGGCCGCGCCGUGGCCGAAGAGUGGGGCUGCCCCUUUAUGGAGACCUCUGCUAAGAGUAAAAGCAUGGUGGACGAGCUCUUCGCAGAGAUUGUGAGGCAGAUGAACUAUGCCGCCCAGCCUGACAAAGACGACCCGUGCUGUUCUGCCUGCAACAUACAAUAGCACUGACCAUGGCUGUCCUGGACAGGACUCGUCUAGCCUUGUGGGCACCAGUAACCUGUCCACUCCAUUGCAGUUUGUAGGAUGGGCGUCUGAAUGACAGUGCACUGCAGCCCUCAGGCGGGGUGUCAGCUGAUGCCUCAGAGUCCCUGGGGGUCCAGUGACUGCAUUCUCCACCAUUGCCCUGAGCCUUGUGUGCAUCUGCAACCUGAAGGCACCGCCGUCAGCUAUAGGGUGAUCUCAUCUGAAGUGAUGAUGGUAUUGCCACUGAGUUAGCAGAAGCCACUGUUGUGUAAAUUAAAAAUAAUCAGGAGAGAAAAACCAGAUGGAUUCCUAUAACCACUAACAAUUAAAAUAUUUUGUUGUCUUUAAAAAGUAAAGGAGAAAUAUUUUCCUACAAGAGUGAAGUCAUGAGUUGAUGGACCUUCCAGCCAGUGUAUCCCACCAGGUGAAACAGCUGGCCAGCCAACAGCCUUGCAGGGAGAGUCUGCUCAGCUGACACACUUCUGUUUUUCAAGUCGAUGCUUAAUUGUAGGUGUUUUCCUAAUUUGUGACGUGAAAUCCACUCACCUAUCAAUCCUCAGUAGAGUAAAAGUCAGAACAAGGUUGUAUGAAAUCCAAUCUGGCUUUAGAAUUUGUUGAAUCACCUGCAUUGCCACAAGAAAGAGCCUCUCAUGAAGGCUCAUGAGAGUUGAAGGCACACAACCACCCUCUCGUAACGGAGCAGGGAUGGUCUAUUUACAAAGGAAGCAACUGAGAUGGAGAGGUUGCCUAGCCUUACUAAUGAGUCGAUUAACCAGUACCAUCGUGGAAGGAAAAUGAAGCCAUGUUACAUCCACACGUUCCCGUUUGCAGACACCUCACAAGACAGUACAAAUAUUUGACAUUUUGUGUGUGUGUUCAUGAAAGCAGCCUUUAAGGGCUAUGGUUGUAAUGUGACCCUUGGCUCACUUGCUUUGGAAAUCCAAUUUGCUGUAACAGAGCUUUAUUGUAGGCAUAAAACAAAACAAAAACAGAUUGAAUAAUCUGUGAAGUAAUUUGGGCUUAAAAGUAGAAUGUAAAUUACUAUGGAGUGGAAUGGAAGGGGACAGACAAAAGCUUUCCAUCUUCCUUGCCUGGAGGCUCAUGGAAGGGUUUCUUGUACCUGUUCUGCCCUGAUUACUGAAGUAGCACAUGCGUCCAGACUGAAGCUUUUGUUCUAAAAGGUGCUGAGGCUCAGCAUUUGGUUUCCAUAGCCGUGGAGUGUUAUCAUUUGCAUGAGGAAUGGCACAGGGAAAAACCUAUUCAGGAGUUUCAUGAUCAGUGUAGAAGAGUUCUCACCUCACUUGACAGAUAAGUGCCGGUGAAUGCCUUGAGCUCGCCUCUGGAGAUCAGUUAGGCCUUCAGGACUCAGUGCCACUGAGCCCGGACGUACGUGGCACCCACACCUUCCUGGUUCCACAGUCUUGUGCAAGUAACCGCUUAGUCUUAUGUGUGUAACUGAGAGAAGAGUGUGUGUUUGUGUGUGCAUGUGUGUUUAUUCCUAAGAAUUUGGCACAAUUCAGAGAUCAUUGCCUCUACUGAGAAUCUAUACUACAGAACAUAAUGUAUAAGAAAACAUUUUUAAAUUAUUAGUCUCUUAUAAGCCAUUGAACCCCCCCCCCCCCCCCCAGUGUUUUAGUAACUGGCUUUAAGCUUAGAAGUUAGAGUGGGGGAAAAAGGUCAGUGGUGUUUGUCAUAUGUGAGAAAAUUAAAUAAAUAAACAAAUAACAUGGGUGAAACCAGGCAGUGGGUGUUAGGGAGUCUGGACAUCUGUGGUCUUCACUGUCAGUUUCUCCAGUUAGGAAACACCACAUCUCUAGGGCACAGUUCUGACCAGUUUUCUUGUAACAAAGUUCAUUAUAUAAAAGCUGAUUUGACUCAGACAUACCGAGAAAUCAGAUUCGAGGAGUAUGUUUUAUCUACUGAAAUAGAAAUGGUAGUGCAUUGGCCUGAGGCCUCUAACUUGUGAGACUAAUUCUGAUUGUUAAACUCCCAUAAUGAAUAGCAGUUUGUGACAUUGCAUAUUCGAAGCAGCUGUACCAGUUCACAGUUUCACAUCAUGGAUGGCUAUGCAGACAGGAAAAGGGUAACGCGUGAGGAGCCUGGCAAGGUGUGAAGUGGGAGUGUUUGUCAUACAUUCAGGCAGGCUUUCCUGGGAGGCGUUCCUAAGGCCCGGGGUUGGUGCCGGUCCUUCAUAGUGCCCAGGCAUCACUUCCCAGCAUAGACUCUGCCAUGCCCUCUCCCUGUUCCUCUGGUGUGAAUCUGACUGCUGUGCAUGACGUUUGCCAAGAUGGGAAUGAAAAACCCAAGGGCAGGAACAGGACACUUUCUGGCACAUGAACAGCAGGCUGCAGAGGAGAGGUAGUGGCCCCGCCUGCCAUUUCUUUAAAGCCCUGAUCCAGCUAGUAACUAGAUAAAUGGAAGUUUGUUCUAACAUGCCUUAAGAAUAUUAUGGUUUGACCCAAAGACCCACUUUUUCUUUAGCAUUACCAAGUUUUCUUUGCUUUGUUUUUUUUAAAACAUUUAUCAAAAGGCAGGUUUUUUUAGAUUAUUUCUUUUAAAGUGUAACUUGUGGGCUCUUUUAAGCUGUGGUAGUGAUGGUAACUGAUGCCUUUCCACCCUGAGCUUCCAUGAGACAAGCCAGCAUGUGCUGGGGAGCCUUCUGGGUCUUCCCUCCACCACUGAAAGGUGCUUUGAUGCUCCCAUCCUUUGCUUUGUAGAGUUGGGGUCUGACCCGGUCACUACAGUUGCCAUCACUCCCUGUGCUAAAACUACUGAUACUUGCUUUCCUGUGUCUCCCAAGGGCGUCUGCUGUUUGCUUCCCAGUGUGAGUGUUGCUGGUGAGUGUGAAGCUGCUUUGUCUGAUGCUCGUGGUUUGUCUGGUUUCCCAGUUCUCCAUCAGUAACCCCUGUUAGCACUGGUUAAGCUUUAAUUGUCUCCUCAGCCAAUCAGAUGUUAAAGACUGUGGGGUCCUUCUGUCUGACUUGUCCUUGUGCGUCCGUUAUCCUUCAUCAGGGUUUCUAGAAUGGCUGCAGGAGAUUUUGAAAACAGACUUACCAUUAUUGAUUUGGGGGUUCCCAGAGAUACAGUUCACAGUUAAUUGUUGAACUCUAAUACAACUGACCAUUUAAAAUUGAACAACAGUUUAUUGUUUUGUAACAAUGUCGAGUAAGCCCCGACAUUUCAAUUGAAACAUGAAUUGUAGUUAUAACUCAAUGCAAAUUCAACAGUUGUAUUUGGAGUUAAAUUAUUUUAACAAAUAAAUUUAUUUAAUGAAA
Messenger RNA from Onychomys torridus (southern grasshopper mouse), 4095 nucleotides. It is a transcript of the gene Rap2a, whose product is annotated as RAP2A, member of RAS oncogene family. Gene Ontology annotation, biological process: negative regulation of cell migration; Rap protein signal transduction. Gene Ontology annotation, cellular component: plasma membrane. Lineage: Eukaryota; Metazoa; Chordata; Mammalia; Rodentia; Cricetidae. The coding region runs from base 248 to 799 and encodes 183 amino acids. The record is from RefSeq and is a predicted model, not a curated record. The transcript is spliced from 2 exons. Gene Ontology annotation, molecular function: GTPase activity; GTP binding; GDP binding.